This is a messenger RNA of Nomia melanderi (Alkali bee), 3077 nucleotides long. RefSeq names its product deoxyribodipyrimidine photo-lyase. Lineage: Eukaryota; Metazoa; Arthropoda; Insecta; Hymenoptera; Halictidae. Gene Ontology annotation, biological process: photoreactive repair. The record is from RefSeq and is a predicted model, not a curated record. Gene Ontology annotation, molecular function: deoxyribodipyrimidine photo-lyase activity.
CGUUUGAUUAUGAAUUAAAUCUUGUUUAUCAAACACAAACCGAAAAUGAGUUUUAUUAAUGCCGAGUUAUUCACGACAGACUUCUUCAACGAUCUAAUUUAGUUUCAACAUCUGUUGAUUAUAUUUUUAAUUUUAUCUUGCAGCAUUAGAACAAGCUCUAACCUUUUUAAUUACAUUUAAUGAACGUACUUGAGAAGUAAUCUUAAUUAUAAAAUCCCAUAAUCGAUUCGACUUUACUACAACAUCUAAUUAUAUUUUUGUACAAUAUUUAACAAUUUUUAAAAAUGCUUCUCUUGUCGUUCGAUGUCACGGCAUAAAGAUGGCAUUCAUUUUAGUCGAUGAUUCACGUGUUAUCAAAAUGAAAUGGAGGAAAUAACUAGGUUUAUCGCCAGUGAUAUAAUAAAUAGAUUAUAAGUAAAACUAAAGACCAUAAAUUCUAGGAUCUACGACGACUAUGUCAUGCAGUAUGAUUUAUGAUGACAAGUUGCGUUGUUUUUAUUUGAAGGAAAAUGUAUUGAUUCUGUAAAACAAAAUAUAAAUUAUAUUGCGAAGUUAAAUGUUAAUUGUGUUUUAUAUACAAGUAAAAUAUAUGCAAUCCAUUUCUACGUCUCUCAAUUUUCAAAUUAUACUUCACUUACGUUCUUAUACUACGUAUUGUACAUAAUACUUGUAAAAACAUGGAUGAAUUAAGCCCACCUAAACGAAUAAAAACGUUCGAUUUACUGGAAAAGUUUAAGAAUAAUAGAAAAAAUACUGCUGAAUCUAUUAUGACAUUUAAUUUUAACAAAAAACGCGUUCGUUUAUUAAGCAAAUUAAAUGAUGUGAGAGAUGGUUGCAAAGGAAUUUUAUACUGGAUGUUUCGUGAUGUUAGAGUACAAGAUAAUUGGGCUCUGUUGUUCGCCCAGAGAACUGCUUUAAAGAAUAAACUACCUCUUCACAUCUGUUUCUGCAUAAUGCCAAACUUCUUAGGAGCUUCAAUGCGCCAUUAUAAAUUUCUGUUACAAGGCUUAAAGGAAAUUGAAGCAGAAUGUAAAACGCUCAAUAUAAACUUUCAUCUUUUACAUGGGGAGCCGAAUGUUAGCAUCAUUGAAUUUGUAAAAACAUACCAAAUGGGUGCUGUAAUUGCAGAUUUUUGCCCAUUGAAAUUACCUAUGUCAUGGAUCAAUGAUGUACAAAAUAAUCUUCCAGUUGAUGUACCUUUUUGUCAAGUAGAUGCACAUAAUAUUGUGCCUUGCUGGGAAGCUUCAGAAAAACAGGAAUUUGCAGCUAGAACAAUUAGAAAUAAAAUAAAUACAAGAUUGAAGGAAUUUUUAGUGGAAUUUCCACCUGCUAUAAGACACCCAUAUCUCACAAAGGGAAGAUUCAAAGAAAACAAUUGGGAAACAGCAUUAGAAAAUAUAGAAGUAGAUUCAGCAGUAGGUGAAAUCAAAUGGGCAAAACCAGGAUAUGAAAAUGGUAUUAAAGAACUGGAGAGUUUUAUACAAAAUCGUUUGAAAAGAUAUGCAACUGAACGUAAUGAUCCUUUAUCGAAUGCUACUAGCAAUUUGUCUCCUUGGUUUCACUUUGGCAUGAUAUCUGUGCAGCGUUGCAUUUUGGAAGUACAAGAAUAUAAAAAAUUAUAUUCGAAAUCAGUUGAAUCUUUUAUGGAAGAAGCUAUUGUUCGACGGGAACUUAGCGAUAAUUUUUGCUUCUAUAACGAGAAUUACGAUGUUGUAGAAGGCGCUUAUGCAUGGGCAAUAGAAACACUAAAUAAACAUCGGAAAGAUAAAAGAACGUAUGUAUAUACUUUGAAUGAGUUGGAAAAUUCUGAGACCCAUGAUGAUUUAUGGAAUGCAUGUCAAAAUCAAAUGAUAACAGUAGGAAAAAUGCAUGGAUUUUUGAGAAUGUACUGGGCAAAAAAGAUAUUAGAAUGGGCUGAGACACCUGAAAAUGCUUUAGAGUGGGCCAAUUAUUUGAAUAAUAAGUAUAGCAUAGAUGGUUGUGACCCUAAUGGCUAUGUAGGUUGUGCAUGGUCUAUAUGUGGUGUCCAUGAUCAUGGUUGGACAGAAAGGAGUAUAUUUGGAAAAAUAAGAUACAUGAACUAUGAGGGAUGUAAACGGAAAUUCAAAGUUAAAGAAUUCGUUGAUAAAUGGGAGAAGAAGGAAGCUGAUAACAACAUAUCAAAAUAAGAUAAUUAACAGUCAAAUAUUGGGAAAUAAGAUAUUAAUACAAAAAUAGAUUUAAAAGUAAUAUACAUAACAAUAGCAGAGUUAUAAGAAAAUUUCUCUUGCUAUCAAAAUAACUUCAGUAUUAUCUAAGAUUUUCAACAUUCUUCUAGUAUUUCAAUUUGUUAACAUUUAGUAUCAUUGCAUAGCAUUGACAAUGAAGGUGGAACUGCAUCUAAUGAUGUCAAUGAAAGUGCAGCUGCCUUUAGAGCUAAAGAAAGGCAAUCAGUCUCAAUCAUAUUUUUAUGAAUUCCACAAAUUAUUCCUGCUGUGAGACAAUCUCCACAACCGCUUACAUUGAAUGUUUCAUUCGAAUCAUCAGAAGUAUAGGAUAACGGUAGAUACAAACGUGAAGUAGUCGCGGUAUGCGAAAUCAGUUUGCCUUCUUUAUCGUAAAAGGGCUCGUUUCCCAGAGCUUUACGAACAACCUAGGAUAAAUGAAAUUACGCAUUAGUGAAAGUAUUAAGAAUAUUAAGUUUUUAUAAUUAACUUACCAAUACUCCUUGUGAACCCAGUGUACUUAUAACUACUGGGACAAAUUCAGCUACUUGUUCUGCAAUCGCUUUUACUUCUUCUAAGUCGAAACUUGACUCAACUGCAGGCACUGAUAUUCCAAAAUAUUUUCCAAUUGCUCUUAAUUCAUUCCUAUUUGGAGAUAUAAAGUGAAGAACAUUUUGCCACUGGGAGUUUGUUUCAAAUAUUUUUGUUGCUUUCUUCAGAUCCGUGGGCUCGUACCAAACUAAAAAAAUAAUUCAAUAUAUUUUUAAGUGUACCAUUACGAUCCAAGUACAUACGUUGUAUUGUAUUAUAUGAAAUAUGUGAUUGUUUCAAACGUCGUGAAAAAAUUUAUUCAAAUAAACCGCUAAAAAAAUU